AUGACCGAGCCCCACAACUUUCGUUUGACCGCGGGCCUUAUCGCAUCAACGUUUUUCCGCAACAUCGCGACUUUUCUGCUGCCAUUGCAUGUCGACAUUCAACAGCUCUCGACGACAGCCAAUUGGGCGAUUACCUUGGAUUUUGUCCGCAAGAUGGCUGCUCCAUGCAGAUUUGGCGGCGCAAUGCUGUCGAGGGUAGCUACACCCUCGACACUUCUCACCACAAGAGCCUUCUCAACCUCUCUCGCUUUCCGAGCCGAUCCCAAGAAGCCGGAGGCUGCCCCCGUCCGAAUGAACCCUCUCGUGGGUAACGUCACCCGUCUUUCGACCCCCCAGCCCAAGGCUCCCGAGAAGGCCCCCGAGAAGGCCCCCGAGGCACCGAAACCCCAGGUCACCAAGACCCCGGUUCAAGCGACCAAGGCUACUCCCUCCGAUCUCCCUCCCCCUCCUCCUCCUACUACCGCCGCCGCCGAGGAGUCCAAGCCCGCUCAGAAGCACCCAUACUCGGCCGCCUCUGACACCUUCGACAUCGUUUCGAACCUCAUCGCCAACAAGGCCAUGGCAUAUGGCGAGGCAAUCGCCACAAACCCCAUAGACCGCCCUCAGAUCCGCGCCAAGGCCGUCACAGGCCGUACCGUCUUUGUCAAGGAGCGAAUAACCCGGACAAGCGGACCGACUCCUAUGGUUGCCCUGAGGGUGCUGGGCAGGAUGAUUCGAGAAGACCAGGUCAAGAACAAGUACCACAGCCAAAAGUUCCACGAGCGCAAGGGUCUCAAGAAGAAGAGGUUGAGGAGUCAGAGGUGGCGGGCACGAUUCAAGCACGGCUUCAAGGCGACCGUCAGCCGAGUCAUUGAGCUGAAGAAGCAGGGAUGGUAG
Molecule: messenger RNA, 876 nt
Organism: Fusarium falciforme
Lineage: Eukaryota; Fungi; Ascomycota; Sordariomycetes; Hypocreales; Nectriaceae
Exons: 2
Coding region: 1-876 (291 amino acids)
Biological process (GO): mitochondrial translational initiation; translation
Cellular component (GO): ribosome; mitochondrial small ribosomal subunit
Molecular function (GO): structural constituent of ribosome
Source: RefSeq, a predicted model, not a curated record